Bactrocera latifrons is the source of this 1589-nucleotide messenger RNA. RefSeq names its product diencephalon/mesencephalon homeobox protein 1-like. The transcript has 6 exons. Lineage: Eukaryota; Metazoa; Arthropoda; Insecta; Diptera; Tephritidae. Gene Ontology annotation, cellular component: nucleus. Gene Ontology annotation, biological process: regulation of transcription by RNA polymerase II. The record is from RefSeq and is a predicted model, not a curated record. Bases 1 to 1518 code for a protein of 505 amino acids. Gene Ontology annotation, molecular function: DNA-binding transcription factor activity, RNA polymerase II-specific; sequence-specific double-stranded DNA binding.
AUGUACUUGCAACAGUUGCAACACAUGCAGCAUGGUGUCUCGAACGCUAUAAAACUCAUUUUAGUUAACCCCACACAUUGGCACAUUUUACGAAUCAAAUUACAAAUAAAACAAAAAUCUAAAAUCACGCAGAAGAAGAUGCGUACACGUCCCCUGUCGAGCAAGGAUUUCACGCUUGAUGGUAUAAAUGGUUUUGGUGGCAAGAAAAAAAAGAAGAAACGUCGACAUAGUCGUACGAUUUUCACUUCUUAUCAAUUGGAAAAACUCGAAGAGGCCUUCAAAGAAGCACACUAUCCCGAUGUGUAUGCACGAGAAAUGUUAUCGCUAAAAACCGAGUUACCUGAGGAUCGGAUACAGGUUUGGUUUCAAAACCGCCGCGCGAAAUGGCGCAAAACGGAGAAAUGUUGGGGACGCAGCACAAUCAUGGCCGAGUACGGAUUGUAUGGAGCGAUGGUGCGCCAUUCGUUGCCACUGCCGGAGACCAUCAUCAAAUCGGCUAAGGAGAACGAGUCAGUGGCACCGUGGCUACUAGGUAUGGAGACGGAAAGCAUGCAUCGCAAAUCGAUAGAAGCCCAACAGACAUUCAAAGAUGACUCCGGCGUUAGCGAUCACGAAGACUCGGCUGGUUCGAAAUCCAAUGACGAAGCGCACCGCCUCAGCUCCUCCACCGAGUCGUUGAAUGUUGUUAGUCCGGGACCGACGCACGAGCGCACGCACAUAUCCUCAAAUGCGACAACACCCACAGCUACCACAGCUUCAUCAUCGUCGCCGCACAUCGAUUUGAGCAGUCCCUCACCGCCCACAUCGCAUGCGUCAACCGCAUCGCUGGCAUUACAGCUCUCACCAUUGCAACAACAUCAGCGACAUUUGUUCCAGCAAGUGCUAGUGCCGCCAACCGCACAACCCUCUUACCAUCCGCUCAUGGAUGCGGCCAAUGCCAGCGCGGGUGCGGCGACAAGCAAAGAUUUCCACAUGAUUAUGAACACGGCUGUGGCAGCGGCAGCGGCAGCCGCUGCGGCAAGUGGUGCUGCCACUACUGCUGGUGGUAGUGGCACAGGCGGCGCUGUAAGCGGUUUACAUCAUCAUGGAAACGGCACGGCGGCUGCGUACGCAACGCUCGAUCAUGAUCCGGACACAUUUCGCAACAACUCGAUCGCCUGUCUGCGCGCCAAAGCGCAGGAACACCAAGCUCGUCUGCUCAAUAGUGGUCUCUUCUUGCAGGUGCGUUCCUUCGCCGGUUUCCAAGCCAACAGCCAUGCGUCGAGCGUCAGCAAUUCCGCCAGCAGUCGCGCUGCUAAUACCAACAAAAGCAAUAACAACAAUGAAUUCAUAAAAAUUGCAGACAACGUGGGUGUAGGUCAAACAUCACCUGUGAAUUUUGUUGGCAUCUGUAAUACUGAUGGCAGCGGGCAUAACAACAACAAUAUUGAAUUCUGCUUGCCGAUUGCAAGUGCCUUGCAACAACAGCAGCAGCACCAGCAACAACUGAAGUUGGAGCGCAUGUCCUGUGAUCUGUAGUAUUAAAAUGCAAUUACCUUGCAUCAAAACAUCAAGCCAAAAACAACAAAAAUAUUAACGAAUUUAUUUAA